AUGGCGCUCAAGAUCGUCCUCUGCGUCGCCCUGUGUGGCCUCGCAAGCUUUGCUUCUGCUGCUGGCAGGCCCAUUCCCAGCAAUCUCAUGGCCCUCUACGAUCAUGCAAAGGUGCCGCUGAUCCCCUCCCGGAAAUUUAGUGGGUUCCUGUACUGUGGUGACUAUGAAGGUGUGGUCUACCUGAAGGGCCCCAAGGGUCGUCUUGGAGACAUAGAUGUCGACUGCGAUGGCGCCAACAGGUCAAAGGGAGAGUGCGCCAACGAUCUGACCGGUCAGGGGCAGACCUCGUUCAAGGACGAGGUGCAAGGGUACGGGCUCGAUGACCUCGACGCCAACUUGCAUGGUUAUGUCGUCUUUGGCAACGAGGGCAAGAGACCCUCUUACCUCCCUUCAGAUUCAGGCAUUGAGCCCCUCAGCGUUAUAGCAGUCGUCUGCAACAACAGACUGUUCUAUGGCAUUUGGGGAGACACCAAUGGCAACACAGAUACCGGCGAAGUGUCCAUCUCUCUCGCCCGGGCCUGUUUCCCAGAAAACAACCUAACCGGCAACAACGGCCAUGAAGACCACGAUGUUCUUUUCGUUGCCUUCAAGGGCGAAGGGGCCAAGCCGGGUGCGAAUGGCGCUGACUGGAAGGCGGACAACUUCAAUAAAUUCGAGGAAUCUCUCGCUCAUAUUGGGGAUGGGUUGGUUGCUAAGAUUGGCCCCAAGGCCUCCGAGUCCACGGGCGUGGCGAUGCCAACACCCAGCAGCCCGCAUGGCGGACUGAUUACUAUCACCGUCGUGCUGGUCACUAUCGUCGUUAUCACGGGAUGUUGA
This is a messenger RNA of Trichophyton benhamiae CBS 112371, 816 nucleotides long. RefSeq names its product chitosanase, putative. The transcript is spliced from 3 exons. The record is from RefSeq and is a predicted model, not a curated record. NCBI's taxonomy places the organism in Eukaryota, Fungi, Ascomycota, Eurotiomycetes, Onygenales, Arthrodermataceae. Gene Ontology annotation, molecular function: chitosanase activity. The coding region runs from base 1 to 816 and encodes 271 amino acids.